CAAGAACACAACGUACUUAUAACUCAUAUUAAAUGUGAUAUUCGCGAAAUACCUCAUCAACGAUGCAUCAAUACAUUAUACUGUAUAUUGUAAUUCUUCAUUUCGAAAGUUCCGUGCAGUAUUGUUCCCAUGCGAGGGUUUGUGUCCGAAAGUGUAAAAAAAACUGAUCGUAUCGAUGAAACAAAUUUGACUUUCUAUAGUGGAAAUGUUCGAUUCAAUAUCAGCUAUGAUUACAUAAAUUUUACCUACGGUUCCGAUUGUGUAGAAGAUUCAUUUCUGUUUCGUCCCGAUCCCGAAGAAAAGGUUUAUCUACAGACUACCGGUGAAUUGUACGUGGAAGGUUUGGGUACUUUCAAUAUCUCUCAAUAUUGCAUUGAUGAGGUGGACGGAGAAAUAUCGGCUUUAGUGUGCGGGUCUGUUGAGGUCUCUGAAGAGGUGGUGAACUUUGUAGAAGGUUAUUGGUUAGAAAAUGGAGCUUUGUGUGUAAAGAGAGAGAACGCAAACUCAACUCCUCUCAAACUUAGCGAAGAGUAUGAAAACUCCAAAGCCAUACGAUGGUGUGAAAACCCCACCGAACUUACCGAUGAAGAUCUACACAGCUCUGAAGGUUUUUGUAUCGAAGAAAACUAUGAACCAUUCACUGGGUCACUUAGAAUGGUCAAAUGUGCAAUCACCUCCAAGAUUAUCCAUUCUGUAAAAGUCCCGGUUAGGAAAUGCUGCGAAAAAUCUGAGAUCAUGUUGAAUAGCUCCUGCAAAUACCGGGAUAGCGUAGAUCUGGAUCCUCUUGUCAAAAGCAUCAGCCUGAGAAGCAGUCAACGCUUGGUGACGUCCAUGCUAAAAUGUAGAAAAGAUAGGCAUAGAAUCAGAGUGGAUAACUUCAAAUUGGAAGAGGACGGUAGAUCCCGACAAUCUGGCCAACUCAAAAUACAAACUCUCACGCUACUAGAACAUGACGAACUUCUGAGACCAGACUUCCUGAUACCCAGGCAGAUUAAGAUGAAACUCACUGGCGACACGCAACCCUUAGGUUUAAUAGUGAGGAAUUUCAUCAGAAACUCUAUUGCCGGUGAAUAG
Molecule: messenger RNA, 1074 nt
Organism: Acanthoscelides obtectus
Lineage: Eukaryota; Metazoa; Arthropoda; Insecta; Coleoptera; Chrysomelidae
Source: the annotation of a GenBank genome assembly